Molecule: messenger RNA, 1665 nt
Organism: Dufourea novaeangliae
Lineage: Eukaryota; Metazoa; Arthropoda; Insecta; Hymenoptera; Halictidae
Product: E3 ubiquitin-protein ligase RNF25
Exons: 6
Coding region: 1-1056 (351 amino acids)
Biological process (GO): protein ubiquitination
Cellular component (GO): nucleus
Molecular function (GO): ubiquitin protein ligase activity; protein binding
Source: RefSeq, a predicted model, not a curated record
AUGUCAGAUACUGUAAUAGACGAAAGAGUCACUGAUGAAAUAGAAGCAUUAAGAGCAAUUCUACUCGACGAUGAGUUGAAUAUAAAAGAAAAUGAAAGAGGUGAGCCAGAAUGUAUUGAGACUGUGUUAUUUCCUUCGACUGGUGAAGAUUCUGAGUCUCAAUAUGUUUGUGUAACAUUAAUUGUUCAAUUACCUAUUGGAUAUCCUGAUGUAUCACCUACUAUUAACCUUAGAAAUCCUAGAGGUUUAGAUGAGGAAACAGUGAAACUUAUGCAGUCAGAUGCAGAAGCAAAAUGUGCAGACUUUAUAGGUCAGCCAGUAAUGUUCGAAUUGAUUGAGUUAAUAAGAGAACACCUUACAAGGAGUAAUCUUCCUACGGAUCAAUGCGCCAUAUGUUUGUAUGGUUUUCGAGAAAGAGAUGAAUUUACAAAGACAGAAUGUUAUCAUUAUUUUCAUUCGCACUGUUUAGCAGCGCACAUUGCAGCUGCGGAACGAUAUUAUAGAGAAGAACAAGAAAAACUGCCACAAUGGCAACAAGAUGUUAAAAAUAAAUUUCAGGCUAUAUGUCCUGUGUGUCGAGAAUCAAUCAAUUGUGAUGUAGAGAAUCUUUGGUCAGCACCACUUCCAAUUGACGUUGAAGCUGCUACAGAUUUUUCAGUUACUACAGAAUUGAGAGAAUUACAGAAACAAAUGGCAACAUUAUUUUUGAGGCAACAACAGAGGGGUGGUAUAAUAGAUUUAGAAACUGAAGGUGUGAAAAUGCUGGUAAGAACAGAAGAUGAAUCUGAGACAACUACUGAAGAAUUUAAUCUACCAGGAACCAGCUUAAAUACAUACCCAGAUCAGACUGUACAACCUGUUAACCAAAUGCAGUUACUGCAAUCGAAGCAGCCCUUGCACCAGGCACAAAAUCAUGGUCAUUGUCAGCCACGGCCCCUACAUAAUACGUACCACGGGCAUAAUAAUCAGAGACAUCGGAAUAGAGGAGGUCGUGGACGAGCUAAUUACCGUCGCCAGUUUGACAGAGUUAGACAGACGGAAUCUACUCCCACAUGACAAUGGGUUCGAAGUAAACUUUACUAUCUGGUCUUCUAUUUCACUAAUUGUACACAAAAAUGUUUAACAUUAGUAGCAUAAUUAUGAAUAUAUUAUAUGAUAAUUGUUCAACUUCAAAUCACUUUUACGUGAUAAAAUUAUAGGUAUUAUCGUUCAGCAACAUUCCCGUUGUAACGGUGUAUAAAAUGACGCAUGUUCGUAUUGUCACAGACAAGACAUAAGAAUUUAUUCUUAUAUCUCGUCUAUGGUAUUACCAAGGACUGUUUGUAUAGACUGAAGCCAUGGUGCUCUUUUGAACGAUCUGCAGUCGUACACAGUUAAUUAAUUUUUUUUUAAUGUACAUGUGUACACAGAGGUGUAAGUACUAUAGCAUAUUAUAAAAAACAAACCGGAAAAAAGUUCACAAUCAAAUACUACCCACUAAAAAUAUAUUAUACCAGUGAUUUAGAAUUUAAUGAUGUAGGAACAUAAAAAAAAUAAUAAUAUGUAUCAUUUGUAUUGUGUACAUUUUAGGAUAAUUUUCGUGUGCGCUUUGCAAUUUAUAAUACUCAUUUUCCUCCUAUCACAUGUAUCGACUAUCAAUGAUAUUAUGGGUCGUGACGUAUAACA